UUACAAUCAAGCUCAACCUUAACUAAACUUACAAUGGGCGAGAAAAAUCAACAGACUCAAGCCUUGUUGUGGAUAUGGUGGAAAACACCACAAUACUGAAGGAUCCAGAUAAAAUAAAAAAUGAUAAAAAGUUCACUUUCGACUACUCGUACUGGUCACACGAUGGCUACGAAGAGCAGGAUGAUGGUUACUAUGCGCCAGUUGAUCCUCGAUAUGCUGAUCAAAGAAAAGUGUUUGAUGACCUUGGGCGUGGAGUUCUUGCAAAUGCUUGGGAAGGAUUCAACUGUUCGUUGUUUGCGUAUGGACAAACUGGUUCAGGGAAAUCAUAUUCCAUAUUUGGGUAUGAUAAAAAUAAAGGCAUAGUUCCAGCUACAUGCAAACAGUUAUUUGAAGAGAUUGAUCAAAAACCAACUGGACAUUAUCCAGUCACAGUAUCCAUGGUUGAAAUCUACAAUGAAAAAGUAAAAGAUUUGCUUAGUAACAAAACUGAUCUAAAAAUUCGAGAAAAUGCCAAGACAGGAUUUUAUGUUAAAGAUUUGAAAGUACAAACUGUUGUGGAUUAUGAAGGCAUACAGCUUUAUAUUGAUAAAGGAAAUAGUAACCGCACAGUUGCAAAAACUGUGAUGAACGACACAAGUUCACGUGCACAUACCAUCUUCACAUUAACAUUGGAUCAAACCAUGGGUGCUGAAAUGAGAAAAACAUCAGUUAUUAACUUGGUGGAUUUAGCUGGGAGUGAACGUGUGGGAAGAAAUGAUGUGAAAGGAAAAAUAUUUGAUGAAGGAAAAAAUAUUAACCUCAGUCUUUUGACUCUUGGUAAUUGCAUCAACUCGAUUGUAAAAAAUGAGAAACCUGCGUUUAGAAAUUCAGUUAUGACCAAGUUGUUAAAGAAUGCUCUUGGAGGAAACAGCAAAACUAUUAUGCUGGCUGCAUUGAGUCCUUCAGACAGCGAUUAUGGUGAAACUUUGUCAACUUUGCGAUUUGCUGAUCGUGCAAAACAAAUCAAGACAAAAGCUGUAGUAAAUGAAGAUCCUAAUGUGAAACUCAUUCGAGAAUUACGAGAAGAAAUCGCCCAGCUAAAAGAUCAACUACAGCAAACAGCUGCUCCCUCAGUGCCAAUGGAAAAAUACACUGAAGUUAUAAAUAAGAAUGAAGAACAGAUCAAGAGUUUACAAACUCAACUGGAAAAAUCAGCUGUAGAAUGGGAAUCAAGGAUGAGAGAAAAUGAAAAGAGCAUAAGAGCAGAUUUAAAAGAGAAAAAAGCUCAAAAAAAAAAGAGAAAACGAAACCCUCACAUUUGGAGUCUGAAUUCAGAUAUAAUGUUAAGUGGUGCUGUGGUUCAAUAUACGCCAGUUGGACAAACUACAGUUGGCAGUUCUAAAGAAUCAAACAUUCAAAUUUUGGGAAUUCAAUCUGAGCAUACUGUGAUAACAAAUGAGGAAAACGAACAUAUUUUCAUCUCCCCUGUUUCUGAGGAAGCUACAGUUCGUGUUAAUGGAAUACGUGUUACAGAAAAAACAAGGCUAGCCCACCAUGACAGAAUUCUUUUUGGAUCAGUUGAUUUGUUUGUAUUUGAGCAUCCAUAUGAAUUGGCGAAAUUAAAAAGAAAUAAUAUGAAACCUACCAAAGCGUCUUUUGAAUUAGCUAGAUCUGAAAUCUUUUUGCACUGUUCUUAUGAAGAUUUAUUGGAGCAAGAUUCAACUUUCCUAAAGGGGUUUACUGAAGAUGAAUAUAAAAAAAUGAAAGAAGAUUUCAUAAAAAAGCAGGAAGAGGAAGCUCAAAUGCUGAACUCGAAUCAUGAAAAUGCUCAAGUCGAUUUCGACAAAAGAUUCGCAGAAGAAAUAGGAAAACUUGUUGAGUGGCAGGGAAAAUUAGCAAAGGAAGCUGAAAAGGAGCAUACUCAACAACGGGAAGCACUUGAAGCAGAAAUUCGUAUAUUGCGUAGUGACAAGAAUGCAAACGAAACUGAGAAUGUGGCCAAAGUCAAGGUAUUGGAGCUGCAUAAAAUAAUGUACGCAGAUGCAGCGGUUAGAAAACUGGAGAAACAGAAACAAUGGUAUGAUAUGAAAAUUGGGAAAUUGAACGAGGAAUUUGAUAAAGACAUCAAGAUGAAAGAUUUUGAACAGGAACGCACUCGAAUGUUAAAUGACCUAGAACAGCUGGAGCAAAAUGAAGAAAGGAUGCAAAAUAUGAAACAGAAGUAUAAAAAUGAUGCACAAAAAUUACAAGCUGAAAAAGAUCAUAAAUACGUGAAGGAAAAACUAAAAGAGAUGCAGCUACUUUUAAAAAAUAUGGAACAAACGGACCCAAAGCAAAAUGCAAUGCAUCUUAUAGAAUAUGAAAAUCAGUGUCAAAUUCUUCAACAAAUACAAAAAAAGAGAAACCAAGAAAAAUUUCCACAUUUCUGGAAUCUAAAUGAGGAACCAGAUUUGUGUAAAGUCAUCAUACACAUUGUGAUGCCUGGAGAGUCAACUAUUGGCAGUGCUGAAAAAGCGAAAAUAAAAAUUAGUGGACACGGAAUCCUGGAAAAUCAUGCAUUGGUUGAAAAUGAUGGAAAAGAUGUUUAUAUUCAACCACUUGCUGAUAAUAUUCAGAUCUUGGUCAAUGGAAAGGUGGUGAGCGGUAAACAAAAACUUCAGGAUAAUGAUAGGAUCUACUUUGGUCCAAAUCACUUGUAUGUUUUGAACAAGCCUCAAGAUGGAAAAAUGAAUUCAAAACAAAUACUGAUAACUUAUAAAACAGCUUGGACUGAAAUAACAAGCAAUACAAAUUUUAUUCAAAAUACUAAAAUAAUCAACAAUCUCAAUGGAGUUCCACCUGAAGAAGUUAAACUAAUGAAACAUAAACAUCUUAUACAGCUGCAUCGUUUACACCAUCGACUGAAACGUGCUGAGAAGGAUUUAGAGAGGAAACGACAACAAGGGCAAACCUUACACAUACAUGUGGUGAACACUGAAAAAAGAUCAAGAAUUUGUUUACUAUUUUAGCUGCUUUGUAGCCCUUAACUAAUAUGUAAAUUAUAUAAUUCUAUUCUUUUCGGAGACUUCUGUUUUUCUUCUGAUACUCAACUGUGCAUUGAUAAUCUAGUGUUUUAGAUAGUUUUAUUUAUUAAAGAACACCCUGGAAUA
This is a messenger RNA of Ciona intestinalis (vase tunicate), 3128 nucleotides long. The record is from RefSeq and is a predicted model, not a curated record. Lineage: Eukaryota; Metazoa; Chordata; Ascidiacea; Phlebobranchia; Cionidae.